Teleopsis dalmanni is the source of this 683-nucleotide messenger RNA. Its product is annotated as endocuticle structural protein SgAbd-6-like. The record is from RefSeq and is a predicted model, not a curated record. Gene Ontology annotation, molecular function: structural constituent of chitin-based larval cuticle. Gene Ontology annotation, cellular component: chitin-based extracellular matrix. Lineage: Eukaryota; Metazoa; Arthropoda; Insecta; Diptera; Diopsidae. The coding region runs from base 315 to 632 and encodes 105 amino acids. The transcript has 3 exons.
UACUUUUAUUUUGUUUUUCAAAUCUUUUAUUGUUCUUUUUGUAAAAAAGUUGUCCAAUAAAUUAUGACGUAAUCUAUUAUUAUGGUCAACAGUGGUAUUUCCACAGCUUAGCCGAGUUGAGCAUCUGUCUACAAUUUUACUUGGUCGUUUUCUAUCUAACGCUGCGCUGAUCUUGAAGAUUUCAUAUCUCGAAACAAGACCAGUUAGUCUUAUUUUGCAAUCUUCCGAGAACAAACACAUCGUGCUCUGUCAGCUUAAAAAACAAAAUUUUUUUUCUUCUUAACUUAGAACUUAGAACUUAGAAAGGCGCAAUUAUGAAAUUUGUCAUCUUGACAGUUUGUGUUUUGAUUUUACUGAUGCAAUCGGUAAAGGCACUUGUUUAUGAUAAUAAAAAUGGUGAGACAUCUGUGCAUUAUGGAUAUAAAACAGAAAAUGGACAAUACCGCACAGAGGACAUAAAAUACGACACAGAACCAGUAAUUGAAAAAGACAGUAAGGAACAGAAGCCCGUUGAAUAUCGUGGGGGAUAUAGCUUUGUCUCCGCUGAUGGCUAUGAAUACACAGUACUAUAUAAAGCAAAUAAAAAGGGCUUUCAGCCCUACGUGACUGCGCGAAAAAUUAAAAGCGAAUAAUGAAAUUUUAACAAAAUUUUAAUCAAAAGUUUUUUAAGUAAUCUUUAUAAA